AUGAUGUCAACACUGCAGAAAGGUAAAAGUCUCAUAGGCAAGCCAUGUAAGCUGGAAGAAAAAGUUAACCUGCCCAGGCUGAAAUUGAGAGGACUACCAUUCGACGCUUCAGAAGAAGAAAUAAAAACCUUUUUUAAGAAUUUCCAAUUGGCCAAGGUAGGGUACCCAAUCCACAUCAUCCGGGGGGUAAAAAACAAACCCACUGGUCAAGCGCAUGUUUAUUUCGACGACGAGGAGGAGGCCAGGAAGGCUUGCGAAACUCUGAAUCGGAAGUUUCUACGGAACAGGUACAUCGAAAUAUACAGCGACUACAUUUUCAACCAUAACUUAACACUCGUUAAGGAGCACGUCACAACGUUGAUGAGGGACCGUUACAGGAAAGACAACCAGUGA
Molecule: messenger RNA, 393 nt
Organism: Plasmodium cynomolgi strain B
Lineage: Eukaryota; Apicomplexa; Aconoidasida; Haemosporida; Plasmodiidae
Product: RNA binding protein
Exons: 2
Coding region: 1-393 (130 amino acids)
Cellular component (GO): ribonucleoprotein complex
Molecular function (GO): RNA binding
Source: RefSeq, a predicted model, not a curated record